AUUGACAGUUAAACCCCUCGAACAACUUCAAAUUACGAAACGCCACUCUCACAUUUCUCCAUUUUCUACCAAAUUGAUUUUAUUUUACUUGUAUUCAAAAUUUGCAAUCCCAUGGUUCAGGUUCUUCCGUAAUAUCGAUCCAAGGUUUUUGAUCUUCAGAGCGAAAAAUCAGUGACUAUUAUUUGUUAACUAGCCACUAAUCAGAGUGCUAUAAUUCCUUCUCAUAUGUUGAGAUCUGUGCUCUUGACCUUAAGUCAUUAUUGAUACCCCUGGAACACUGGAAUGGAUGACGGACCCGCUGACUCAUCAAGUUCACCUGCUGCUGAAGCUUCUGAUGUACAACUUCCUGCUGCCACAGAUUUAGGACAACAAAAUCUUACACAUGAUUCACCAUCAAAGCUGUCGUCUUGGGCUAAAAAUUUAAAAAUUCCUCAGCCAUUUGCUGCCUCACAAGAGGACUCACAAACAGAAACUGCUGGAAAGUCACCUCUUGCACGGUUUACCAGUGGAAUUGGACUGCACUCGUCUCCUAAAUCUCCUCCCGCCAAUGAUAGUAAUGAAGGGAAUUCACCAACUGCUCAACCUGGCUUUUUUGGAACAAUUACAAAUGGCAUAGUCAACACAUCUAAAAAUGCUGUGAAAGCUGUACAGGUCAAGGCUCGGCAUGUUGUUUCACAGAACAAACGGAGAUUCCAGGAAGGAGGAUUUGACUUAGAUAUGACAUACAUCACUGAGAAUAUAAUUGCUAUGGGGUUCCCUGCUGGUGACAUGAGCUCUGGAUUUUUUGGAUAUGUUGAGGGGUUCUAUCGAAAUCACAUGGAAGAAGUGAUUAGGUUUUUUGAAACCAAUCACAAGGAUAAGUACAAAGUAUAUAACCUUUGCUCUGAGAGACUAUAUGAUGCUUCACUGUUUGAAGGAAAGGUUGCUAGUUUCCCAUUUGAUGACCAUAAUUGCCCCCCAAUUCGAUUGAUAAUAUCUUUCUGUCAAAGUGCUUACUCAUGGCUAAAGGAAGAUAUCGAGAAUGUUGUGGUUGUGCACUGUAAAGCUGGGAUGGCAAGGACAGGGUUGAUGAUCUCUAGCCUUCUUUUAUACUUGAAGUUCUUCCCCACUGCUGAAGAGUCGAUUGACUAUUACAACCAGAAAAGAUGUGUGGAUGGGAAGGGGCUGGUUCUGCCAAGUCAAAUUAGAUAUGUCAAAUACUUUGAACGCGCCUUAAUAUACUUCAAUGGUGAAAACCAGCCUGGACGCAGGUGCAUGCUUAGAGGAUUCCGGCUUCAUCAUUGCCCUUAUUGGACCAGGCCCUCAAUUACCGUCUCUGAUCAUAAUGGUGUUCUCUUCUCCACAAAGAAGCAUCCACGUACCAAGGAUCUCUCUCCAGAAGAUUUUUGGUUUAGCGCUCCAAAGAAAGGAGUUAUGGUCUUUGCUUUGCCUGGGGAAUCGGGUCUGACUGAGUUGGCUGGGGACUUUAAAGUCCAUUUUAAUGAUCGCCAAGGGGAUUUUUACUGUUGGUUGAAUACAACAAUGAUAGAAAACAGAAAACUUCUGAGUACUGGUGAUCUUGAUGGUUUCGACAAGAGGAAAUUGCCGUCCCCCGGUUUCCAGGUUGAGAUUGUGCUUGUAGAUUAUAAUGGCACUGCUCCCCCAAAGUCACAACCCGAAACUCCUACAAAUAAGCAAGAUGAAAGCUCAGGCACCUCCGAAUCAGCCGAGGGAGCCACCUCCAAGUCCAAAACAACUAAUUCUGAUCAGGUUGCAAGUUUGGUGAAGUCUACUGAAAAAGUUUCCUUAGGAAGUACGGACACCCAACAUAAGCAUGCCAUUAACGAGCCUAGAAAAGACACCGUCCAGCAAGCUGCUGAUGCUGCUGAUGCACGUGUUCCGAUUUCCAGCUCAGAAAGUCAAUUCAAGGCAAUGGCUGCUGAUGCAUCUGUUUUCAGUUUCGGAGACGAGGAAGAUUUUGAUAGCGAAUAAACCGGAGAAAUGUCAAACUUCCUGUACAUACAUCAGGUUGCAAGUUAUAUGAAUCCCAGGUAAUGUUCUAUUGUAUUUGUUUUAUUCGAAUCAUCUCACAUUCUGAUUCUGACUUAUAGGUGUUGUAAAUCCCCAUAAAAAAAAUUGGCUGGUAGAAUAUUCUCUGCAUUAAAUUAUGAAUCAAAGUCUCGAUGAAA
Messenger RNA from Gossypium arboreum, 2168 nucleotides. RefSeq names its product phosphatidylinositol 3,4,5-trisphosphate 3-phosphatase and protein-tyrosine-phosphatase PTEN2A. The coding region runs from base 283 to 1971 and encodes 562 amino acids. Gene Ontology annotation, cellular component: cytosol. Gene Ontology annotation, molecular function: phosphatidylinositol-3,4,5-trisphosphate 3-phosphatase activity. The transcript has 14 exons. Gene Ontology annotation, biological process: dephosphorylation. The record is from RefSeq and is a predicted model, not a curated record. NCBI's taxonomy places the organism in Eukaryota, Viridiplantae, Streptophyta, Magnoliopsida, Malvales, Malvaceae.